AUGGCCAACUACGACCCGUACGAUCGGGAUUACUCUCGCCGCUAUGUGCGAGAGGAACGUCGAGAAGAUCCCCGUUAUCUCGACCCUCGAGACUCUUUUACCUCAAAGACUCACCGCGAGAUCGUCCCUCGUGGGCGUGAAGACAGCGAUCUAUCUAUAGAAGAGGUUCGCCGUGAAUUUCCCCCACCUGGCACCCGCGAUAUUCGUCGUGCUCGAUCCGCCGGACCAAACUACUACGAAGAAGAAUACGAAUAUCGUCGGGGAUACGACCCUCGCGAUCGUGAAUAUGACCGCCGUUCUCACCGGGGAGGGCACUCUAGCCCCUACUACGAGGAUGAGGAUCGCAAGCCCAAGUCUAAGGGAAUGUCCAAGAACGAGAAGAUCAUUGCAGCCGUCGCCGGCGCCGCCCUUCUUGCUGGCGGUAAGGAGUUGUAUGAUCGCCGUGAAGCCAAAGAGGAGCGCACUGAAAUCCAACGCAAUCCCCUCUCUACCGCAGCCCUAGCUGGUGUUGGCGCUCUAGCCGCCUAUCAGGGCGCUCAGUUUUACGACAAGCAGCAGGCCAAGAAGGAUCAGAAGGCCAACAUGAUCCUCCAACGAGGCCGUGAUGGCUACUACAGCGAUUAUUACUCAGACGAAGAUGAAAGCCCCAGAGAGAAGAAGGGCCACAAAAACUUCCUUGAGAGUGCCAUUGCAGCUACUGGUCUUGGCGCUGCCGUGAAAAGUCUUACCGGCGGUGGCUCAGAAGAUAACAGGAGCCGCCGCGGAGGCAGUCCCUCGAGUGAGCGAUCUCGCUCUCAUGCUGGUGGCAGCGGUGGCGCCAACAAGAUCCAAAAGGCUGCCAUGGCCUCUCUUCUUGCUGGUGCUACAGAGGCCUUCCGUGUCGCCAAGGAGCCCGGUGGUUGGAAGGGUGAGAAGACCAAGCGCAUCCUUACCGCUGCUGCUGGUGCCGCUGCUGUCGAUACAGCAACUGAUGACAAGGGAGGAAAGCGAGGUCUAGCUGAAGCUGUCAUCGGUGGCUUGGUCGGUAACCGCUUGAUCAAUGGUUCAAGAAACGAUAUAGAGGAGGAUCGCAAGACUGGCCGUAGCCGCUCGCGCUCGCGCGCCCGUUCCAAGUCCCAAGGAGGCGGAAGCGGCGGGGCCAGCGGCCUAGCUGCUCUUGCAACCGCUGGUCUAGGUGCCCUCGGCGCAAAGAAGGUUCUGGAUCGCUCAAGAUCGCGAUCCAGGAGCCGCAGCGUAAGGGGAAGGGGAAGGAGCGCCUCUUAUAGCCCCUCUCCAGACCGUCGCCGCCAGCGCAGCCGAAGCCGCAGCGUUGUUGACAAGGCUCGCAAUGGCUUGGCCAAACUUGGUAUUGGGGCCAGCACAGGAGCAGCUGCCACCGAUGAAUACCAACGCCGCCGCGAUCAGGAUGACUUCAGCGAGCGUGGUGGCAGUCGCUCCCGUCGAUACUCGGAUGACAUGCACGAUGACAGACGAGCUGGCAGCAACCGAGACUAUUACGAUGACGACCGAUCCUAUCGAGAGAAGCCCAGAGAGAGGCGACGUGGAGGACGCUCUGAUUACUCCUCUUCGUCAUCAGACAUUGGAGAUUCUGAUGAAGACGAGAAGCGAGCAAAGAAAAUGAGAGGUAAGCAAAUCAUCACUACAGGCUUGGCGGCCGUAGCCACUAUCCACGCAGCGCACGGGGUCUAUUCUAGUAUGGAGAAGAGGAAUGCCAGACACAAAGCUGUCAAAGAGGGACGACUGAGCGAGGUUGAUGCCAAGAAGCUCAAGACCAAAGCGAUUAUGCAAGACGCCGCAUCCGUGGGCAUUGCUGCUAUGGGUAUCAAGGGAGCUAUAUCCGAGAUGAAGGAAGCCAAGGACUUGACAAAAGAGUGCAAGGAAUUCAACCAAGAGAAGGCUCGCCGUCAUGAAAAACGACUGGAACGCCGGGUGAGACAUCAAUCGAUGGGCGAUGGCAGGUCAAGAGCCGACAGCUGGGCUCCUUCGUCUCGGAGAGUUGAUGGGUACGACUCGGACCUUGAGUAUGAAUACUCUGACCCCCGAGACUACCAAGGCAAACCAUACAGAGGCAAUACCUUCCCUGCGGAACCGUACGGGAUGGACACCUACAGGAGAAAUCCCAACGGGUUGCCAUCUCCCUAUUGA
Fusarium pseudograminearum CS3096 is the source of this 2145-nucleotide messenger RNA. RefSeq lists its product as uncharacterized. The coding region runs from base 1 to 2145 and encodes 714 amino acids. The record is from RefSeq and is a predicted model, not a curated record. Lineage: Eukaryota; Fungi; Ascomycota; Sordariomycetes; Hypocreales; Nectriaceae. The transcript has a single exon.